CAAUCCGCACUUUCCACAAAACUGCCGGCUCCAGCCUUUGCAUGCGCCACCCCUCUGUUUCUUUAACAGCUUCCCCAGUCUACCUAGGAUUAAAUAUAAAAAUUAAUCGGCUAGAAAUUCGAGACGGGCAUGGCUGUAGAAAGAAAGAGCGGGGAGGAGGACUGGCGAAAGUGCACCGCGGAAGCGCCGCGCGCCCUCUCCUCGUCGCGCGGAGCCCGCAGUGUGCGAAUGGAGCCCGGGGCUGCGGGCUGCGGGUUCUGCGCCUAGCCUGACGCCGGGCCGCCCCUCGGCCCGGGUCCUGUCAGCUGCUGGGCAGCCAGGUUCAUGUGGAGGUUCUCAGGCGUCCGCGCCGCGCUUCGAGGGUUCCGGGCCGCGGCGGAGCAGCGCAGCCGGGCGGAGGCUGCGGCAGAGAAGGCGGCGGGCGCGAUGGAGCGCGCCGUGGUGCGCUGCGUGCCCUCCGAGCCCAAGCUGAGCCUGUCGUUCGCGCUGGCCGACGGCAGCCACAAGAACAUGCAGCGCGACCAGAGCGAGCCGCUCGGCCGGGUCCUCAGCCGGAUCGCAACCAACGCCCUCAAGGGCCACGCCAAGGCGGCCGCGGCGAAGAAGAGCAGGAAGAACCGGCCGAACGCGAGCGGCGGCGUCGACUCCGCGGUGCCUGGCUCCGAGCCGGCCGCGGCCCCUGAGCCGGUGGUGAAGCUGUACUACCGGGAGGAGGCAGUGGCCGAGGAUGUACUCAACGUGGACGCCUGGCAGGACGGCGCGGUGCUGCAGAUCGGCGAUGUCAAGUACAAGGUGGAGCGCAACCCUCCUACCUUCACCGAGCUGCAGUUGCCGCGCUACAUGAUGGCGGGCUUCCCGGUGUGCCCCAAACUCAGCCUCGAAUUUGGGGAUCCAGCGGGCUGUCUCUUCCGCUGGUACAAGGAAGCCAGGCCCGGAGCGGCGGAGCCGGAGGGCGGCGGCCCCUCUUCAUUGUCUCCCUCGCUGCCGUCUUCCGCUUGGACCGAGACCGGUGUGCGGGAGCGCGUCUACACCCCAUCCAACGCUGACAUCGGGCUGCGGCUCCGGCUUCACUGCACCCCGGGCAAUGGGCAGCGCUUCGGGCCGAGCCGGGAGCUGGAAAGCGUGUCCCCGGUGGAAGCCGGGCCUGGCACCUGCACUUUUGACCACCGGCAUCUGUACACCAAGAAGGUGACGGAGGAUGCCCUCAUCCGCACUGUCUCCUACAACAUCCUGGCAGACACGUAUGCCCAGACGGAGUUCUCCAGGACUGUGUUGUACCCGUACUGUGCCCCCUACGCCCUGGAGGUCGACUACCGCCAGAACCUUAUCCAGAAGGAACUCACUGGCUACAAUGCCGACCUCAUCUGUUUGCAGGAGGUUGACCGCGCGGUGUUUUCAGACAGCUUGGUGCCUGCGCUCGAGGCCUUCGGGCUGGAGGGCGUGUUUCGAAUCAAGCAGCACGAGGGUCUGGCCACUUUUUACCGGAAGUCAAAGUUCAGCCUCCUUGGCCAGCAUGACAUUUCUUUUCAAGAAGCCCUAGAAUCCAACCCACUUCACAAAGAACUGCUGGAGAAACUAGUUUCCUAUCCGUUGGCGCAGGAGAAGGUGCUCCAGAGGUCUUCAGUCCUGCAGGUUUCAGUGCUUCAGUCUACAAAGGACUCCUCUAAAAAAAUAUGUGUCGCUAAUACACAUCUCUACUGGCAUCCCAAAGGUGGGUACAUUCGUCUCAUUCAGAUGGCCGUGGCCUUGGCUCACAUUAAGCAUGUCUCAUGUGAUCUGUAUCCUGGCAUUCCCGUUAUAUUUUGUGGGGACUUCAAUAGUACACCAUCAACAGGAAUGUAUGAGUUUGUCAUAAAUGGCAGCAUUCCAGAGGACCACGAAGAUUGGGCUUCCAAUGGGGAAGAGGAAAGAUGCAACAUGGCUCUGAAGCAUUUCUUCAAAUUGAGAAGUGCUUGUGGUGAACCUGCUUACACAAAUUAUGUUGGUGGCUUUCAUGGGUGUCUGGAUUACAUUUUCAUUGACUUAAAUGCUUUAGAGGUUGAACAGGUGAUUCCCUUACCUAGUCAUGAAGAAGUUACCACCCACCAGGCCUUACCUAGUGUUUCCCAUCCCUCUGAUCACAUAGCUCUUGUAUGUGAUUUAAAAUGGAAAUAGAUUUGUUUACUGGCAUUUGUUUAAAAUCUGAAAAGGAAAUUACUUUGUAGGAAACUUAAUGUAACCCCUAAAGAGAACAUCUAGCCACUAAUAUAAAACCUUGUUGCUUCCCUAGUAAUGUUCCAGAUGUCUUUGUCACAAGACAUCAUAAUAUUUGCAUUGUAUAGUUUCUCUACCUUUUUUCCAUAAACUUGGAGGAAAAACAAAUAUAUUUAUGAUUAGCAAGAAGAAAAUUGAAUUGUGUACAUUUUUAGGAGAGAUUUUUUAAGCUGGUAAAUAAGAAUUUUUAAAUGCCCUUUGAAUGAUCUUUCAUAACACACAUUUCAAGUUGAA
This is a messenger RNA of Octodon degus (degu), 2487 nucleotides long. RefSeq names its product phosphodiesterase 12 (gene Pde12). Gene Ontology annotation, cellular component: mitochondrion. The record is from RefSeq and is a predicted model, not a curated record. Lineage: Eukaryota; Metazoa; Chordata; Mammalia; Rodentia; Octodontidae. The transcript is spliced from 3 exons. Bases 325 to 2154 code for a protein of 609 amino acids. Gene Ontology annotation, biological process: nuclear-transcribed mRNA catabolic process, deadenylation-dependent decay. Gene Ontology annotation, molecular function: 3'-5'-RNA exonuclease activity.